Messenger RNA from Populus euphratica (Euphrates poplar), 1737 nucleotides. Its product is annotated as RING/U-box superfamily protein. Gene Ontology annotation, molecular function: ubiquitin protein ligase activity. The transcript is spliced from 3 exons. The coding region runs from base 96 to 1592 and encodes 498 amino acids. Gene Ontology annotation, biological process: regulation of cell adhesion; protein ubiquitination. NCBI's taxonomy places the organism in Eukaryota, Viridiplantae, Streptophyta, Magnoliopsida, Malpighiales, Salicaceae. The record is from RefSeq and is a predicted model, not a curated record.
UUUACAAUUACUGAAAGAAGAAUACAAAGAGCCUCCUUCCCUAUUGAAGAAAAAUCCCAGUUAUCAUUUCAGAUUGUUUAGGGUUUGGUGGAAAGAUGCUGAUUCGACUUAGCAAGCCAUCAUCAGAAACUGGUGGCGGCGGUGCUGCUGGUGGUGGAGGAGGGGCGGUCGUGAAACCCUUAACGGCAGAAACAGUGACGGUUGCUUGCCCAGACCACCUUGUACUUGCUGAUCUUCCCGUAGCAAAAGGCAUUGGGAGUGCAACCGCUGCUACCAUUGUCAAGACUGUGGGCCGCAGAUCGCGGCGUCAGCUUGGCGAGCGAGUCCAUUUUUGCGUCCGCUGUGAUUUCCCAAUUGCCAUCUACGGUCGCCUGAGUCCUUGCGAGCAUGCUUUCUGUCUUGAUUGUGCUAGGAGCGAUUCAAUAUGCUAUCUUUGUGAUGAACGUAUUCAGAAGAUUCAGACAAUCAAAAUGAUGGAGGGGAUCUUCAUCUGUGCAGCUCCUCAUUGUCUUAAAUCUUUCCUGAAGAGUUCUGAGUUUGAAGCUCAUAUUCAUGAUAGCCAUGCUGACCUUUUGCAACCAAAUGCAGUGAAAGAUGAGGGCAACGAGUAUGAAGUUCAGAGUACUAAACAACCAACAGCAUCAGAUUCCACUGUUCGAGCUCCUCCAAGGCCAGUUAUUUCACCUGGUUCAAGUUCUCAGCUUCUUGAUUUUGAAGAAAAAGCUCGUCGGCAGCAGCCUAGAGAACCACUACAAAGGCCAAUGAUGUCAAAACCACCAUAUUUUGGGCAAGCCCAAAAUUACCUAUCGGAGCCUCAGCUAAAUAAUAACCAUCCUCCAGGGUUUGACCGACCUGUCCAACAGAGUCAUUUUCAACAGAUCACACAGGGUCAUCCACAGCAAGAAUCCAGCCAGUUUGCAGACAAGCAACAGGGAAUGGUAUCUGAGACCCCCAUGCCUGAAUACCCGCCUAUGCAUUCCAUUCAACCAUCAAACUUUGUUGUGCCAAUGAAUUCGAAUCCUCUAUUAACUCCUCAAUUUGGUCUUCCUCCUUUCCAAACUGAGGGAGCUCAGCCAUUCUAUGUUGCACCCUAUGAGAUGGGUCAGAUGGCCAGGCCAGAUUCAGCACCAGAUGGUGGAGCAGAACAAGGGUCUUUGUUGGGCUUCCCACCAGGCCCAGCAGGUGGUAUGAAUUUCAUGGCAAAUUAUUCUCAGCCCUGGAAUUCUGGACCAGCACCAGGGAGCCAGGGAAUUCCUGAUGCUUUUGCAAACUCGUCAGAUUCUCAGGGAAAUAUUGCAUUUUAUCAAGGAGACUAUGGGCGAAAUCCAGGAAUUCUACCAAUGGUCCCUCCUCCCCCACCCACUUCCAACAAGGGGAUGGAAGCUAUACAUGCUGGUAAUAUGGAUCAUCGAGAUGGCAAAGGUAUAUUGGCACCACAGCCCUUUAAACAUCCACCACCACCUCCGCCCCCCUUGCCUCAUGCGUCACAGUCCAAACGGGGUAAAUAUUAUUCUGGGGAUAUGGGCCAUGAGGGGCCUGAUUUUGGAUGGCAGCAUGAGAACCGGGAUGGUUUUGGAAGUGGGCAGGAGUAGAGAAAUUGCAUUGUUUUGCUGCUGUACCUUGUAUUGAAUUUUAGGGAACUCUUGCUUGGACCAGCUAUAUGCCUAUAUAUCCUACCAGUUUUUGCUUCAUCCCCUGCCUGUACUUGUUUUUCUCUAUUAUGGGCGUUAUUUAUGU